UGAAGACAGAGGGACUGGUCUGAUCUCUUGUCCUCAGAGGUCAUUCUCGCUACAGUUACAGACACUUGUUGCCAAAUCGCUCAGAGAACCCGUUUUCACUCAGCGAACACUUUCUCCAAGUUCACGACAUUGAGCUAGAUGUUGAGACGGGAAUACAACCACUUCUGACUUUGUUUGGGGGAAAAGGGCCACUUUCAAAAAUUCGUCGCAUCUGACGGGAGAAGCAUGGUUGACAACACAAGCAUAGCAACUAAAUCUGCACUGCAAGCCGCUUUCUCGUCGGUGAACACUCUUCCUGUGCUGGUCAACUCCUCCAGCGCGCACAGUCAGUCGAGCGGCGGCGGUGGGAUGAAGCUGGAGGCGGUCAUGGAGAACCUUCAGCGACAGCAGGCGGCUCGCCUCGCUCUGGAGGAGAAGCUCCGGCAAGCCGAGAAGGAGAAAGACAUCAGGUCUAUGGUGGAGUCCCAGAUCCAACAGCAAGCUCUCGCAUUCCGCCACUAUCAAGCAGCGGUCAGGGGUGUGUUAGAAGGGGGAGCCCAUAAAUUUCCCAUGGCGAGCUUAGGCCACCCCGGUGAGCAUACGGUCCACUCCGACAUCGAUGAUGAUGAUGAUGAUGACCCAGACCUGGACCGCGGCAUUGAUGAUGAAGACCGGGAUUUAGAGGAAGAUGACAGUAUGAAUGAGUGUGGAGGGGAUGAAGAUUUGGAAGGACCCCUAGCUCAUUACCCACCACGCCAUGCUAUUUAUACAGGUGCGGGACAAUCUCCAAAAAGUACCCAUACACAUCUGUCCAGAGUCCAGCCUUCUUAUGCAGCUCCAAGACAGGCUGAAUCACCCAGUGGUCUGGCAUCCCAAGCACAAUCUCAGCACCACGAAUGGACUUAUGAGGAACAGUUCAAACAGUCAGGCCACAGCAGCGGGCUGGUGAGGAAGCUGAAAGAGUCAAGCGUUGCUUUCAGUGGUGGUGGCUCUUCGUCUAUGAUACAGGAGCUGUAUGAACUAGAUGAUGAUGAGAAAAGAAAGGAGUUUCUUGACGAUCUCUUCAGUUUCAUGCAGAAAAGAGGGACUCCAGUGAAUCGGAUUCCUAUCAUGGCCAAGCAGGUGUUGGAUCUCUACACUCUCUACAAGCUUGUCACCGAAAAAGGCGGCUUAGUGGAAGUCAUCAAUAAGAAAAUAUGGCGCGAGAUUACCAAAGGCCUGAACCUCCCUACCUCCAUCACCAGUGCGGCUUUCACCCUCCGAACACAGUAUAUGAAGUACCUCUAUCCUUAUGAAUGUGAAAAGCGGGGACUGAGCUCUCCCGGCGAGCUCCAGGCAGCUAUCGACAGUAACCGCCGUGAAGGGCGGAGACAGAGUUAUGGCUCCACCCUCUUCAACUACUCCCCCGUGGGUACCCCCACACUGCUGGCUUCCCCCAAACUCCAGAUGCCCCACAUCAGUAUGCCCACUCUGAAUGGCGGGCACAUGACUCAGUCCCCCGUUAUCAAGAAAGAAGACACCAUGCUUUCCAACUGCCUGACUAACAGAGUGGGCAUCCCUGUGUCUUUUGCCGGCCACCACAGUGCAACUCAGGCUGCUGCAGCCCAGGCUGCAGCUGCAGCAGCUGUGCAGGCGGCUGCAUUGGAACAGCUGCGAGAGAAGCUGGAGUCUGGAGAGCCACCGGAGAAGAAAGUGAUACUUAUGGCAGAGGAGCAGCAGAGGAUAAUGCAGCAUGCGCUGCAGCAGAAUCUCUUUGCCAUGGCAACUCAGCUACCUAUGAACAUCAAACUUAAUAGCAGAGAUGAUAGACAAGAGACUGCAUUGAACCUGUCUACCAACGGCAUUAGCAGCAUCAACAUGUCAAUAGAAAUAAAUGGGGUUGUCUACACAGGGGUCUUGUUUGCCCGUAAGCCAACCAUUGGUUUCAUGACAGGCAACCAGCGAAUCCAUCACCAACACAGUUCUCAGGUAAAGAGCAGCAGUCCAGGUCUCAGCAACCACAUGCCGCUGUCCUCCUCCUCCUCCUCCUCCACCGCUUCCUCACAUGGACCAGCCACCUCCCCUUGAGCCCACAAUACCUAACACGACUCGUCCUCAUCGUCAUUUAAGGCAGGGUCUCUAGUUCAUCCUGUUGGACCAGUUUUCUUUCUGUCUCCUUCAAUGUACACAUUUUACUGUUUUUCUAACCCUCCCCCGGUUAUCAGGACAGAAGAGUCUAUUACUUAAAAAACUUCCAUUAAAAUAAUAAAAAAGGCAAAGACAAAAUGAGUAAGCUGAGCACCAAAAGCUGAUAGCCGCACAGUUGAAAUGUGUUACAUUUACAAAUGCAACAAGUUGCGGCUUGUAAUUUUGUUCAUCUGAGGACAUGUUAUUCAGUGUGGAGUGACUGAAACACACUGUGUGGCAAUGCCAUGAACACAAGGAACAGUGUGAGGAACCUGAGAGGACUGGAUGUUCCUGAAACAGAGCGCUGAUCUUUUUAAAGCAGGAUUCUUUACUCUCUUUCACAGAUCCUGGAGUUUUGGCACAGGAGUCCAUCUUGUUCUUCUUUUCCUGUACCUUUACCUGUUGCAUUCUUGAAUCAAACAGCAAGAGCUACUGUCAGCUAUUACCAAAGAGAAGAUGAGCAACAUAUUAGUGGUUUCUGACUUUAUUUGAUAACUUAUAAUGAUUACAAUGCACAGUUUUUCAGCAACAACACACAUAGCUAAAGCCAUUGCAAAAUAUCAGAAAUAUGCAAUGGAGAGUCAUUAUAGUGAAGUAUCAUGCUAAAAAGAUAUACAAAUUUAGAUUUUAGGCAAAGCACAUCCCAUUUUACUUGGGUCAUCAAAUGAUCAGGGAUCAUUUACUCUAUCACUGCUUGAAGUUCUGUUUUUAAAGAAAAAUGUGGAAGGGAUAUUGGAGACAGAUAUGCAAGAUCAGCCAUUUUUAGCUUAAUUCUGAAGAAAGCAGGGAGAACAACAGGUAUGACUAUUUCUCCCUCUCUCUCGUGACUGGGUUUGUUUCUAGAGCCAUUGCAAAAUAUAUUCAAUUGAUUGCGGAUUUAUUUGGGGAACGCUUGUCGACAAUGUUUAAUGAUUUUCCACCACCUCGGCUAGUGUUUAAUAGCUAAAAGUGUUCAUUAGACGGUUUAGUAGAUGGAAAUAAAUGGGUCGCAUUGAUUAAUACAGGUUUAAGGGUUGUCAGGAGAGGUUAAAUUAUAUUGUGACAUGGAAGUGUGGGCUGUGAGCUGGAAGUUGAUCAUGAAAACAAAAUGGUUGAGCACUGCAACCAGAAAAGAGAGGCUUACAAGAACAAAAUUGCAUGUACCAUAAACAGGCCAUCUUAACCAACAGCUCAUGGGGUGUUAUCACCUUUGUGAAUAGAAUCCAAUUUUCAUCGAGUUCUCAACAAUGCACUUGCAUGUGAGAUUUCAUCUCUCAUUCUUUAUUCCAUUCUCCAUUUUUUUGGCUCAUGCUCUUGUUGUUUAUUUCUUUUUCUUCUCUUUUCUGUUGGUAAGGAAAAUGGGAGGUUGUUAUUGUCAUUUUGCUAGAAUUCUGUAGAAAAUUUAAAAGUUGUAUUUAUUAUUUUAUGAUUUUGAAUCUUGGGCUGUUUCAAUGCUUUUAGUGACACCACAUUUAUGAAAAAGAAAAAAGUCAUUUUACAGCCCAAAUACCUCACAAAUCCUGUAAACCUGUAAAUGGAUAAUAGAUUAUGAAUACAAGAUAUACCUCAUUUAUUUCAUUUCUAUUAUUUUUAUUGUGAGGUCACUUGAAAAUUAUGUUGUUGGUUUUUUUUUUUCAGAAGAUCACUGGAUUUUGUUUUCUAUUUUGUUUUACUAAAGAAGGGAAUAUAUAAUGAACACACAUCUACCUCAUUUGUUAUAGACUGUGCCAACUACAUGAUCACAGCAGCCAGUUUUCAAUCGUAGCCUUUCUUGUCCAAAUUCAUUUUUGUAUGCAUGACUCGUUCUGCAAAACCAGAGUCUGGACCACACAGGGCUUUACACAGCAUGAUUUGCAUUGCUUGUUUUUGUUAGUGGCAUUUUUUUAUGCGUGGGGGAAAUAAAAUACCAGAAGGAUCCAGUGUACAACUGCUCAGAUUGAUUCAAUAUUGAUGUGAUAAAGGUUUUGUAAAUUAGAUCUUUAUUAUAUAUAUCUGAAAAACACCUUAAUAUAUCUGAUAAACUAUAAACUAUGUUAAGCUGUGUCUAUUAACUUUUCUUAAUUAAGCUUACAUCACUGUUUGCAGUCUUUAGAUGUUCCAUUGAUGCCAGUGUUUGCUUCAGUCAUCAUUUCUAUUCAGGACAUAAUGUGGCUUUCAGAAGAUAUAAUCUAAACCAAAACUAACGUAAAAUUGUAAUUAUCUUUUUUUUAUACUCUCUCUUAAAUGUGAUUGGAAUGUGGAAAUAUGCUCUUGUGAUUUUUUUUUUUUUUUUUUUACAAAUACCAAAGAUCUAAGUUGACAAUGUUGUAGGGUUGACUAUUGUAACUUUUAACCUUUAACUUUUAAUCAUGGGCGCAACAAAGAAAUUUUUCAUUUGGUCUCUGCUGUAGCAAAGCUUGAUAUUAAGAGUUUGGAACAAAUUGUUUUUAAAGACAUGGCCAAGUUGUAUAUUCAGUUUGUCUUCAGAUUUUUCACACACUUUAUGUAUGAAUUAAACAAGUAAACUUAAGCAUUAUUGUGUUGUUGUGAUGGAAAUAUAUAGUGUAUAUUUAUGUGGAAAUACAGAGGGCACAAUCAAUGCACAAUUGUCUGAUUACUGUUUUUCAAUGUAAUUUACCUCUUGAUCAGCAAAUGAAGAGACUUUGCUCUUAUUUUUUCACAGCAAUUGCACAGUCUGUUCCUUCACAUGCUCUCUGUACAGCUCAUGUUACUAGACUGCAGAGAUUUCGGGACAAACUCUGGAGUGCUUGUUGACUGUGAAACAAAAAGCUUUUACAAAAUCAUGCUUACAGGCUUUCUGUAGAUGACAAUGUUUUGAGAAUUUGUUCAAAUAUGACAUAUAAGAUCAUUUUGAUAAAGGUUUAGAAAAAAUAUGAUUCAAUUGUGCUUAAAAAAGAACAUGUUGUUUACUUUGUUUAGCUAUGUCAACAAUGCUAUGCUGGUAGAUUUUAGAUCCUAUUAUUUGCUGUGUAUGAUGCUUCUUUUCUUUUUUUCACUUUGGAUAAAUCCAGUGCAUUAUGGGAAAGCUGGAUUGUGGUGCUCAGGGGUUAAAAAAAGCAAACAAGUGAAAGAAUUUUAUUUUGUUUCUUUGUUUUGCCAUUGACUUGUAGCAUAAUUAGAAAUAAAGUACUGC
Messenger RNA from Xyrauchen texanus (razorback sucker), 5257 nucleotides. Its product is annotated as AT-rich interactive domain-containing protein 3A-like. Gene Ontology annotation, cellular component: nucleus. Gene Ontology annotation, biological process: regulation of transcription by RNA polymerase II. Lineage: Eukaryota; Metazoa; Chordata; Actinopteri; Cypriniformes; Catostomidae. The transcript is spliced from 9 exons. The record is from RefSeq and is a predicted model, not a curated record. Gene Ontology annotation, molecular function: DNA binding. Bases 226 to 2046 code for a protein of 606 amino acids.